Messenger RNA from Guillardia theta CCMP2712, 618 nucleotides. RefSeq lists its product as hypothetical. NCBI's taxonomy places the organism in Eukaryota, Cryptophyceae, Pyrenomonadales, Geminigeraceae. Bases 1 to 618 code for a protein of 205 amino acids. The transcript is spliced from 2 exons. The record is from RefSeq and is a predicted model, not a curated record.
AUGAAGGGCGAUAUCCACAUCCCUGGAAUCCGCGAUCGAGGGUCCAAGCAGUACGAGGGCUUGAUGGCGGACGUGACGUUGGUCCACCCUUACAUUGGUAGCUCUGCCGACCUGACCAAGUGGGGUGAGGUCAACCUCGACGCCCUCCAUGGUCCACCCUUUCAUUGGAUCAAGCUAAACCUCCUGGCACACAGCGCACAGCGACAAGCUGCACAAUCACACACAAAACACAAGCCCGAAAAGAACCUGUCUGGUGCGAGGCGCAUGACGCCCUUGCGGGCGCAAGCACUUCUCGAGCCAGAGGACAGCUCCUCCUCGGACUUUGUCGAGUCGCCCGAGGAGGAGUCUUCGCCGGAGGUCUCCGACUCCGAUGGGGGAAACCCUUCGAGUGGCGCCGACGACCGGCGCGGAGCUGGCGAAGCGCCGUCUCCGUCCCUCACUGUGACGUCGGGUGCCUCCGGAGAGCUCGACACCACUGGGGUGCUUGCUGCUUGUCCGAGCGGCGCCUGCUUCCUCCCCGGCAUCGGUCGGGUCCCGCCGGUCCUUGGGCAUUGCUGCGACGAGAUGGAUUGCGGCGUCGCCGCCGUCACGGGCGGUGUUGGUCUCGGCUUCUGCUGA